UGCCCCCCCUCCCGGUGCCGCCCUCGGCUCCCCCCGGUCCCCCCGCCCGGCUGCCGUCCCCUCCCCGGGCGGGCGGAGCUGGCAUGGCAGGGCCGCGCUGAGCCGGGCCAUGGACCAGCACCUGCGGCGGCUCAGGCAGGAGCUGCUCUCCAUGAAGGAGGUCGGGGACGGGCUGCAGGAGCAGAUGAACUGCAUGAUGGGUGCGCUGCAGGAGCUGAAACUCCUGCAGGUGCAGACGGCUCUGGAGCAGUUGGACAUCUCGGGGAGCCGCCGCACCGUUGCUGGCACCGAGCAGCAGCAGUGCUGCUGGGGCGGCGGAGCCCUGCCCGGCGCCCUGCCGGAGCCGCGGCUGCGCGGGGCGGUGCCGGCGCAGGAGCGCAGCCCCGCGUCCCUCGCGUGUGCCCGGCCACGGCCAGAGGCUUCGUCCCGUCCUGCCGCGCUCCUGGAGAGCGGCCCCCCCGCCAGGGACACCCCCUCCUCCUUCGGGAGCCUCUGCAGUGAGAACGUUUGCCACCCUACAGGACCUUCCUCCCCCUGGAGCAGAGCCGAGCGCAGCCGCCCGCGGAGCCAGGGCACGGCGGGGGGGUGGGCAGCCUGCCAGGAGUGCCCAGGCUGCGAGGAUGGCCACGACUGGACCUCCUCCCUCAUGUCCCAGAGCAGGAACCGGCAGCCGCUGGUCUUGGGGGAUAACAUCUUUGCAGACUUGGUGGGGAACUGGUUGGAUCUGCCCGAGCUGGACAAGAAGGGGGAGAAGAGCGAGGCCUCCCUGUCCUUGAGCAGGUCCCAGGAGCUCUGCAGGAAGUUCUCCCUCACAGCCAACAUCUUCAAGAAGUUCCUGAGGAGCGUCCGGCCGGACCGGGACAGGCUUCUCAAGGAGAAGCCUUGCUGGCUUCCACCCGAGGACAAACAGCCUGCAAUCUCUAAGAGACCCAAAAAGAUGAACAAACUCAAGGGCACAUUUUACUUCCCCCUUCAUGGCAGCAUCCAGAACCAUCACAGCAAAGCUGAGAGGUGCCCAAAGGCGGAAAGCAACAGUGAGAGACCCAAAACUGGCCCCAGGAAGGUCCCCGACGCCAUGGACUACUCCCAGUCUGGGUUUGACAUCAACACAGCUGUCUGGGUCUGAGGCUGUCCACAUUUCACUGCUCUGCUUGAGCACAGCUCCCACCAGAGAGGAGCUGGAGUCUGCACACAGCUCUUCAGGAGACCCCUGAGCUCCACCUGGACUGAGCUGAGGAAUCCUCUGCAAAGCCUGCUGUGGACCUCAGCCACCUGCCAGUGGCAUCUUCUGCAGAGCUGCAGCCCCCUGGGGGGUGGCUUUUGGGGACUGGUAUUUGCUAAAGGGGUGAGUGGGGUGUCAGGGAUAGGCAGCCCCUGGAGCAUGGCCUGGGGGGAGCCUCUCCAGGCCCAUUCCAUCAUCUCAAGUGAAAGGUUGGAGCAGAUGACCCUUGGGGCCCCUUCCAAGCUGCCAUUCUGUGGGAGCUCCCCGAGUGUGCAAGUACAGCUCCAGUGUUUGGAUCAAAACCUGUCCCUGCUCCUGUGCCCUUGAACCUCUUGGCUUCUGACCCACUUUGAAGCCUCGUACCUGGAGCUCUUCUUUCAGUUGGAAGGACUGAGUCUGGAUGUCUAGGGCUGGAGCAGUUCCAAGCUGGGGGUGGGGAGCCCCAGCUUUGCUGCCCUUCAGCCGUGUGUUGCCUCCCAGUUGCACUCCCAGCACCUCUCCUUCCCCUGCCAGUUAAACCAGUAGGACACAAAGCUCUGGUCGUGGAAGUCUGUGACCUCAGUGGGUUUUUUUCCUCCCUCUCCCAGUGCCCUUGUCCCCACCCCAGGUCACAGCAGAUGCAGCAUUGCAAAAGCUGCUGGUUGGAGUUGCUCCGAGACACAGAGUUGCAGCAGACCUUGUUUGUUGUUGUUUCCUGUUGUGUACAAACCUCCUCUGGGCACAACCAGCCUCACCUCUCCCACACUUACCAAUAAAGUCUCCUCAG
This is a messenger RNA of Dryobates pubescens (Downy woodpecker), 1988 nucleotides long. It is a transcript of the gene INKA2, whose product is annotated as inka box actin regulator 2. Bases 110 to 1126 code for a protein of 338 amino acids. The transcript has 2 exons. Lineage: Eukaryota; Metazoa; Chordata; Aves; Piciformes; Picidae. Gene Ontology annotation, cellular component: nucleus. The record is from RefSeq and is a predicted model, not a curated record. Gene Ontology annotation, molecular function: protein serine/threonine kinase inhibitor activity; protein kinase binding.